Micropterus dolomieu (smallmouth bass) is the source of this 901-nucleotide messenger RNA. RefSeq names its product regulator of G-protein signaling 3-like. Bases 42 to 359 code for a protein of 105 amino acids. NCBI's taxonomy places the organism in Eukaryota, Metazoa, Chordata, Actinopteri, Centrarchiformes, Centrarchidae. The transcript has 5 exons. The record is from RefSeq and is a predicted model, not a curated record. Gene Ontology annotation, cellular component: nucleus; plasma membrane. Gene Ontology annotation, biological process: signal transduction.
GUUUCCUGUCUCUGUCUGCAGUCCACGAAGCCAGAGGGCUGAUGGGAAAAUCCCAAAGGUCAUGUGACUCAUAUGUGGAGCUGGCAGUGACCUCGAACCUCGACCGCGGCAUCAGGAUGACGACUCCGACCGUCCUGAACAACAAGAACCCAGAAUACAAACACAGCUUUACACUGUGUAUCCUUGACGACCUCAUCCUGAACAGGCUGUUGGUUUCUGUGGUCAGCAGGUGCGGCCAGCUGAUUGGAUGCAUGAGCUUUGGGAUUGGUUCUCUUGUCUCUUCCUCUAAGGUGAGUCCCAGCAGCCUGUCCACACUUCAGGCUUCCAGCUUCCUGUCGGUGGUGACGGGCGCUGAUUGAUCCAUUAGUUGAUAAAAAGAAAAGAAACUCACUCGGGCCUUUGGGCUUGAGUUUUCUGAUAUUUUAUCAUUUACUUGAAUUUAUUUAUUUAUUUGAAGUGAUGAAGUGAUUAAUCAGAUGAGUUAGUUUCGGCCAUAGUUCCAGGAGAUGAAUCCACCUGCAGAGCUUCAUGUGGAGCGUCUCACUGCAGAGAAGUCUUUUCUUUUGAGCGUCGAUCAGCAUCUUUGUAAUUAUCUUCAAAACACCAACAAGAAUCAGAGACAACAUGAAGCCUUUCUCUGACGCGACGUCGACAUGUGACAGUCUGUAGGAAAAGAAAAGAGAGCCUCUCAGCGGCUCAGGCUGAGGGCAGGGAUCCAGCUUCAUGCACAUGUUUAAUCCCACUCUGAGCUUUAAUGAGAUGCUGGCCCCGCCCCCUCUGUGUCGGCAGCGUGUGACUGGUUGGUUCUACCUGCUGGGGGAGGAGUUUGGGAGGAGCAAACACCUGAGAGUGACAUCACAGCAGCGCAAACCAAUGAGGAAGCCAGAGGACGCACCAGCAG